GCUCUACUCAUUUGAAUGGAGUGCUGCCCAGUUUUCUUGAAUUUUUUGUUGCUGCUGCUAUGAAGUUAAAAAAUUUUAUUCGCAUUGUUAGCAGUUAAGAUCGCACUUUAGUUGUUCGUAUACAUUUGUGCGGUGCGGUUUAAGUCUCGUCUUUUUUUCGCUAAAUGAGCUCAACUCCAUGUUUGAGAAAGCUGUUGCUCAUAGCCGUUGUUGUGUGCAUGUGAAUGUGCUUGUGGCAAAUUUAAGACAUAAUACAUAUCAAUUAUAAGCACGAAAGCAAAUCAACGAUAUUAACUGCACAAAUCCAUAAGCAAAGCGCAUAUAAAACGCGAUUAACUCGAAUUAAUCGCUACGUCAGUAACUUUCAUCGACUUAAAUAAACCGCAGCAGCAACCGCAAGCAAACAGAAACAAAAAAAAGCGCCAAGAUGCGUAUUAGCUUACCCGCCGAUCUGAUAAGCACAGCGUUUGAAACAAGGAUGGCCCUGCACGCUCAUAGCAUCAACACGGUGCGCUCCACCACCAGCUUGAGCAACAUGAUCAACAGCAACAACAAUGAUCUUGCCAAUGGCAGCAAUGAUCGCCGCCAUAUUGUCGAUAUAUUAGUUGGUGUUGUUGCGGUACCGGUGUUAAUACUUUUCGCAUUACAACUGGAAAAGAAUCUACAAAAUAUGCCCAACAGUCCAUGGUUGGUGUUUGUGCUGGGCGUGGGACUGCUAAUGGUGAUCAUGAUAAUUAUCGGUUAUGUGACGCAUCGGUUGAGUGUGUGCUGUUGGACGGGACCCAUCGAUGAGAUGGGCAACCGAAUGGAUGGACGGGGAAUACCACAUGUAAGUUGCGUUAUAGCGACAGUUUUUUCGAGGUUCAUUCAAAUUUGUUUCAGCCAAGGUAUAGGAAUCAGGUAGUAUAGCAUUAAAGCAAAAACAACAUUUACGUGUACAUAUUUUGUUAUUGCUUCUUCUGGUAUCUAAAGUGUCAAAAAAAUAUAUAAAAAUUUUAAAAUGUAUGCGAAUUUUUUGCAAGGCCCAAAAACAGUGUUGCAAAAGCUGCUGAAAAAAGGUUUCACAAGCAAAUAAAUUUCGACAAUAUAAUUUUUUUUUGGAAAAAAAUAACAAUCAGCCCUAUUGCCAACUCCUUGUGAAUAAAUCGUUGCCAUAAUUUUACAGGUAAAAUAAUAACAAAUUGGGAAAAAUUGUUAUUGUUUUGCUUUAUAAUUUUUGGGAAUAUUAGUUCACGGGAAAUUCGCGAUAAGGCCGAAUAUUUGACAUUUU
This is a messenger RNA of Rhagoletis zephyria (snowberry fruit fly), 1270 nucleotides long. RefSeq lists its product as uncharacterized. Lineage: Eukaryota; Metazoa; Arthropoda; Insecta; Diptera; Tephritidae. The record is from RefSeq and is a predicted model, not a curated record.